Eremothecium sinecaudum is the source of this 1656-nucleotide messenger RNA. RefSeq names its product RNA polymerase-associated protein (gene RTF1). The record is from RefSeq and is a predicted model, not a curated record. The coding region runs from base 1 to 1656 and encodes 551 amino acids. NCBI's taxonomy places the organism in Eukaryota, Fungi, Ascomycota, Saccharomycetes, Saccharomycetales, Saccharomycetaceae. Gene Ontology annotation, cellular component: Cdc73/Paf1 complex. The transcript has a single exon. Gene Ontology annotation, molecular function: DNA binding; RNA polymerase II C-terminal domain phosphoserine binding.
AUGUCUGAUUUAGAUGAGGAUUUAUUAGCUUUAGCGGCAGGUGAUGAUGGCGAUGAUGAUAACUUGGUUUCAUCGAAGAAAAGAGGUAGAAAUGAUAAUGUUGGUUCAAAAAAGAGGAGAGUGUUGAACGAAUAUAGUGAUGAUGAGGAUGAAGAAGAUGAUUAUAAUCCUGGAACAGAGUAUUAUUAUGAGAAUGACAACGAAGGGGCUGAUGAAGGGCAAGAAGAGGAGAACCCGUACCCACUAGAGGGUAAAUAUAAGAAUGAAGAAGAUAAAAACACCAUAGAAAAUAUGCCUGAAAUGGAUCGUGAAACGCUGUUAUUUGAGCGUUUACAGGAGAUGCAGAAGUAUCAGGAACGGAAGUUGUUAAGGGAGCGUGCGAAGAAUAUCAGGGCGCAACAGCAGCAGAGACAAAUGGAGAACGAUGGGGUAAAGGUUCGCUCUUCCGGACGUUCUACUCGCACAACUGGACACUCAGACGUCAGAGACUCGAAGUUGUCUGAGUUGCGAAAGCAGCGUGCCAAGAAGAGCAAAAACUACGACUACUCUGCCUCUGAGAACGAUGAAUCUGACCGGUCCGAUGACUAUGCAGAUUCUGAUAAUGAAGAUGAUUAUGAUCCAUAUUACGAAAAGGGGAACCAUUAUUCGGAGGAUGACGAAGUAAAGUGGGCAGAAGAGGAUAUGGAUCGGGAGCCUGUGUUGGACGACUUCAAUAAAAUCAAGAUCGGUCGUUCUUAUGUAUCGAAGUUUUGUUUCUACCCAGACUUCAAUGAACGCGUCCAAGGCUGCUACGGGAGAGUAAAUAUAGGUAUUGACAAACAUUCAGGCCAUCCCAUGUACCGUAUGGUUAAGAUAGAAAAAGUGUUUUUGCAGAAACCAUACAACAUGGGCAAGCUUUUCACGAACCAGUAUUUCGGUGUUACACAAGGUAAAGAUCGCAAGGUUUUUCAGAUGAACUUUUUCAGUGAUGGGGCUAUUACACAACCUGAGUAUGAGCGCUACAUGGCUCAGCUUGCCAAGCAUGAUAUCAACAAACCUUCGCUGUAUAAUUUGAAUAAUAAGGCGAAAGAUCUGAAUAAUUUCGUGUCGCAACCAUUGACACCAAAACUCACAGACGAGAUUGUGCGUAACAGGUUGCAAUUUAACAAAAAGCUGACAGGUACAAAUGCUGUGCUAGAAAAAUCUGUUUUGAAGGAUAAACUGCAGUAUGCAAGGGACACAGGUAAUCAAAAGGAUAUUGCAAAGUAUUCUUCCCAAUUAAAACACUUAGAAAAGAGGAUGAGUUCUUAUGAGAAACAUCAUGAAAAUGAUCAGACGGGUAGUAAGAAACUGGGUGUUCUAACAUCUAAAAACCGUAAGGUAAACAUGGACAAGAUAAAACAUGCUGAAACCGCUAAGAAGGAGGAUACUAAUACAAUUGAUGCAAAGACCGAUCCUUUCAGUAGAUUGAAGACGAGAACCAAAAUAUACUACCAGGAGAUCCAGAAAGAGGAAAACGAAAAAGCUAUGGAACUCGCAAAGCAAAAGCAGCUCCAGAAGGACCAGGAAUCUCAAGUAACAAAAGAAGAAGAAUUUUUGAAUGCAAAGUUCAGGCGAUUAGGAGGUUUGGAAGAGCUCAUUAGCGGUCUAAAGUUUAAAAUCAAAUUUGACCACUGA